GUAUAUUUGAACGAUGUGCGUGUAUGGCAAUUAAAACGGUUACAUUUACGAAGAAAGAGUUUGAAAUCAGUCCGUGUUGCAUGCAUCGCGCGUUAUCAGAUAAAUGUGACAGUUAAUCAUUACGUGAAGAUCAACAUACGUGUCAUAAGUUCAGUAAAUGUGAAAAACAAGAAGAAGAAGAAGCCGAAAAAGUUACAAUCGAGCGUCGAGGAUGAGUCGUUAAUGAAAAUGAAAGGAAAACUGAAAUGAGAACAAAUUGUUGGUGAAAAUUCAAACGUGAUAUUACGCUCAAUUUCGCUUUCAUUUUUGUGCAAAUAAAUCAUUGAGUGUGAAAAAUAAAAAAAAAUACAAAAAAAAAGUGAGAGAGAUUACGUGCAAAAGAGAAAAAAAAUAGUAGAGAAAAAUUUCGUUAUUGAAUGAACCGAAAUGUUGUAUUUUUAUCGCUUUUUUGACUACAUACUAUGAUCGAUUUGAUCAACAAGUUUUGGCGAAUGCAAGCAAGUAUGACAAUCAUCGGAAUAUUGUGAAGAGAAAAGAAAAACUUUGCAUUAAAAACAAGAGAACUUUGAAAAAAGAGACAGAACGCGUGCUGCAUUUUUGCAUCCAUAAAAAAACAAACCAAAAAAGCCACACUUUCAUUUUAAACAUUCUACAUCAGUGAAGCAAGCGUCUGUAAAAAAAUUUUCUCUCUAUCAAAUGGUUAAGAGUGAGAUUGACACUUCGUAUUGAAAAUUUGUGAUGGGCUACCGUUUGGUAUUGCAUUCGCAUAGCAAAGAAAACGUUGACCGCUGUUCGUCGUUUUCAUUCGAAUAAAAAUCAAAUCGAAUCUUGAUCGGAUACCAAACGCAUUAUUGGUUUACAUCAAUUGUAUAUGCGUGUGAGUGUGUCCUUCAUCUCUGCACGCAUCGUGUGUUUGCCGUUGAACAGUUUGUCGGCUGCGCUCCAGUAAAUUCUCUGGCAUCAAUGGACUCAUCACCGUCAAAUUCCAGUUUCUUGCUUCGAAAAUCAUAUUUAAACAGUGAUGUGAUUGGCGACUUCAGUACAACUUCAAUAGCUGGCUCCAUACAGGACGAUAAUAUUGCGGUGAGCCAUCCGGGUACAUUAACUCAAGCUGUUUUGGAACUUGAGGAAUAUAGCCGCUUACAAUACAUUCACCAUCAGAAGCAAUCAUCGUAUGCACAAUCGGAAGGCUAUCACAGCUACGUAUCAAGCACUGAUUCAACAUCAGCAACACCAUUUCUCGAUCGACUGCGUCAAGAAAGUGAAUUAUUGUCAAGAUCAUCGUCGCAACAUUGGUCGCAGUCCGAUUUGCAAUCGUACGCCUCCACAACAAACAUAGCAACCGAUAAUGAUGCAGCUUUUGUGCAAUGCUCGGACAGUUUAUCAUCGACGGAAACACUAAAAUGGUUGGGUUCAAUGAGCGACAUAUCUUCAUCAAGUCAUGCAACAAAUACUUCGCAUAUUUCGGCUUCAGGUUCAACAUCACAAUUAAUUGCGCAUAGUUCCAGAGUGAGAACACCAAAACGACAUAAUUCUGAAAGUGUUUUAUACAUGAGCGAUGAUCAGAUAAAUUCAAACGUAUCGAAUAAUAUUAAAAAAUCACCACAAACCGAACAAUCAAAUCGAAAUAAUCAUAGAUUGUUUCCGGUAAGUACGUACACGGAGACAAAUACAUCGCCCAAUUCGAAGAGCCCACAAAACCAUCAACUAUCCGAUAAACAGAUAAUUAGAUCACCCAGCAGCGGUAACGGUCAAAAUUGGCAAUCGGUUGCUGAUCGAAUAAACGAGCUUGAGCGACAAAAUCAAAACAACAAUAUUAAUAAUAAAAUCAUUGCAAAUAACCAAAAAUAUACGUAUCUUGAUCCGGCUAAAACGACACGCUUACCAAAUAUGACAUUAAAAGCAUUUCAAAAGAAUGCCGUUCAAUCCUACUUCGAACGACAGCAGCAGCAACAACAACAACAACAGCAACAGCAGCAACAACAACAGCAUCAGCAACAGCAUCAACAGCAGAACCAUCAACAGCAACAAAUCUCACCCAUCAAAGAGCCAAUUAUAAGUCAGCCAACGACAAAACAAAGAACCGGCCAAACAAAAAAUGGCAACAUAGUGCACGAUAGUAAUAUAAAAUUGGCCACAGCUGUGCAUAGCAAUGGUUUAAAUUCAAAUGGCGCAACUGUGAUAAGACCACAAUCAUUACCUGUGAAUAAAGUCAGCAGCACAUCAUUGGAAUCGAUAUCACCACAAACCCGGCUUUCGUUGCCCAACAAACUAUCCCAAAUUAUCAAUUUAACAACACAUUUGGCAGCGCAAAAGCAAGCAGCAAAUGGUAAUGUUAGUUUAGUGGAACGAAAAAGUGAUAGAAUCCCAGCAUCUCGAUUGAGUAAGUCAACCGGUAGUUCACCAGCAAAGCAAACAACACCAACACGAUUGAAUGCAGUGAUAAGUGUUGACAAAAAUAAUUUACAAAGCAUCAACGAGUCAGGUGUGCCUGUUCCACCGCCACCACCACGAAGAACAAGUCGCUCUGUGAUGCCGGUUAGAAGAACGUCAUCAGCGGCUGAAUAUUCAGCAUAUCGUGACCAAAAUAUACUCAAACAGCAUUUUUCAAAUGAUUUACGCGGUCCAGUUGUAAUGGGUCCAAUUAUAUCAUUGGAUGAAUGGAUUCCAGAGCGGCCACCAAAAAAUCCAUUGCUACGUGUUCCUAGUCCUGAUUUGCCACCACCACCAUCACCAUUAGCAAACAACAAUGAAAUUCUCGAUGAUCCAUUUCCACCGCCACCACCGCCCGAAUUGCUGCGAAAUAUGCGACAAACAUUGUCUACAUCGUCGACAUCCGUGUCGGAGCCCGAAAAUAAAUUGAAUACAGCCAACCGACGAAAUAGUUUUGCCGGUUCGUCAACUACACGCAAACCAUUUGUCAAAGGAAAUAAUUUUGAUAAUAUAUCGCCACCAUUGUUGCCACGAAAACAAAAUUCAAUGGACCUAUUCAAUCCGCGACCAUUCUCAAGUAUGCGACAACCACACGGUUUUCAAGUAAAAAAAUCCGUUGUACAAUCACCGCAACAUGCUGUCAAAACGAAUAAAGUGAUUAUGAAUGGUCGAUUAGAAUGGCCCAAUUCAAAUGGCACACCGGUCAAUAAUAAUACAUCAUCAUCUGGUAGUGCAGUUUCAUCACCAUCACAAUCCAUUCACAAUCGUACGCCACCAUCAUCGAAUGACAGUCGACUAUCGAUGCGGAAACGCACUCAUAAUGCUUCGUUGGCACUGGCGUCGUCGCCCGAUGAUAAUAAUCGCAUUCGGAGUAACUCGAAAGCAUCGUAUUUGCCACGGCAAUCACACGAAAAAUUAACAUCCGAUCCAGAUCAUGGCAGUUACAAAUUAACGUUAAACUCAAACGAAGAUUGUAUACAUUUGCCGCACUACAAUGGUCAAUUGCAUUCGACAAAAAUCAAUAAUUUACCAGACGUUUUACCGUUAGGUGUUAAAAUAAAAAGUGUUUCAUCGACACGAUACGGUUCUAAUACGACCCUAAGCAAUGGCAACGGUGAUGUUACAAACGGUGUGAUAAAUAAUGAGAAAUUAAACCAUCACCAUCUUCAGCAGCAGCAGCAGCAGCAUCAACAACAACAGCAGCAACAGCAACAGCAGCAGCAUCAGCAGCAGCAACACCAUCAUCAUCAUCACAGUAUUAACAGUUAUGCAAAUGGUAAAAUGAAUGCCAUGAUGAAUUCAACCAAAUACAUUUCGCAAUCGACAAUUGAUUUAAAGCGUGCCCAUCAUUUAUACAACAAUAAUGUUUGUACACGAAUUACGAACACUGAAUCGAUGGGGAAUUUGCUCGAUUGCUCCAAUUAUCGACAAUCAUCGCCACCGAAUUUACAGCAAAUGGUAUCGCAUACAAAUGAACAACAACAUCACCGUGCCCAAAUAACCACCACAAAUCUAACGGUUGCACAACAUAAUGCAAUGAAUACAAAUGGUUUGGUGCAACCAAUACCAAUGCAAUCGUCACACAACGAUAAAGAAAAACUGAUACGGUGCAACAAUAUUAUGGAUUCAUUGCUUACGGCACGUGAUCAAGAUGCAAAAAUCAGUCAAUUGCAAAGUAAAUUAUUGUCAUCGCAACGUAUUCAUCAUGCAAAUAUUGCCGAAAUAAAUGAUGAAGAUGCGUUCAUUGAUUGCCUUAGCACCGAUGAUUCAUCGAGCGUAUCACAAUUGUCAUCCGAAUCAAUAUCGUCUGUUGAAUUGAACGGUAUUGGCAACGGUCAAAGUUACAAAGAAUCAUCAUCAUCAUCGUCGUCGUCAUCGUCAUUGCCAUCAUCACCAAUUCAUAAGAAUGACAUCGUCACAAAAUCAAUAAUCGACACGACCAAGGAUGAUUUCAUGCAUAAUGGUAAUGAUGUAAACAGUCAGUUAACUGAUAGUGUGACGUCAAUCAAAUUAAAUGAAACGAUCACAUUAGAAGUUGGAUCUCAAACAGACGAAAGCAUUUUAGACGAUAGCAUUAGCUUUGUUACUGCAAAUGGCAACGAUUCGAUUCACACAACACCAACAAAAUUCAAAACCGAAAUUAUUACACGAACCAGAUUUGCCGAUGAAUUUGAUUGUAAACAGCUCACCGAAUCGCUUGUUGAACAAUUAUCACCAAACGAUCGUCUACGGAAUAUUCUAGCCCCAAAAGUAUACAAAUCGACCAGCGAUUAUGUGACUUGCUUAUAUAAUCCGAAAAUGGCGUCACGAUGUACCAAGAAAGAUGCGGGUACUUCGAUGCAUCGUGAACAACCUUUGGAUCUAACUGAAAACACACCUUUGAAUGGAUGUUCUUUCUCCUUAAACGAUUCAAAUCAUCAUCCAUUCUCGCGUCAAGUGAAUGGAAGUCGAUUCAAUCGCGAUGUACAAUUGAUAAAUGGUGAUGUAUGCGAUUUAACCAAACGAAAAGAAGAGCUUGUGAUUCGUUUAACCAAACAAUUAGUCGCAUUGACAAACGAUCGUAGCAUAAUUAACGAUCAAAAUACAACAAACGACUUGCUCGGCACUGACAUUUCCAGUAUUGUUGCACAAAAAGUGCGACCCAGCGAAGCUAGCAAAUUUCGUUCGCACGUUGAUGAUGUUGGCCAUAUUACGAUGCUUUUACUUUCAUUGUCUGGUCGAUUGGCUCGCAUUGAAAAUAGCUUAUUCAGUACAACAGAUGUAACGGAAAAGAAAACGUUGGAGGCCAAACGAGUACGUUUAUUAGAGCAAUUGGAUGAAGCGAAACGCCUUAAAAUUGAUAUCGAUCGACGCGGAAAAAUAAUCGCACAAAUCUUGGAAAAAACACUUUCGCCCGAAGAGUAUGCCGAUUACGAUUAUUUCAUCAAUUCGAAAGCAAAAUUGAUUGUUGAUUUGCGUGAGAUCACCGAUCGCAUCCAAUUGAUCGAAGAAAAAUUAAACGCACUGAAAGAGACCCUCAUUCACAGCGAAUGCUGAUUAAUUAAUUUUGAGUAGAAAAUAUUGACCAUUGAUGAUUCUUGACUUAAUGUUUAAGAUUUCGCAAAUCGUGUGAUGAAGUACUGCAAAAACAAAAUGAUAAUGAAAAUUAAAAAAUAAACAAUUUAUUGUUAAGCAUUUAAUUAAAUGAAGAAUGAGAAAGAUAGAAUGAAGAAAGAAAGAAAAAACAUUGUGGAAGUGAUCAAAUUGUAAUGCGAGUUUAUAGCAUGUAAUGUUCUCGACAACUAUUUGUUGUGCCUUUUUAUAUAAAUUUUAGUUUUUUUUGUAUAUUGUAUACUUUGCUUAUUACACUAUAUUAUUUACAUAUAUACACAUCGCAGCUAAGUAGUAGUAAUGUUAAAAAAAAUUGUGAGAAAAUGAUAGAGAGAAGAACAAAAAGAAAAAAAAACAAAAAAAAACUAUCAUACAAAAAAGUUUGCAACUAAUCCUUUAGGGUAAUUCUCGCUUUUGUUUGGUUUAAAAGGCUUUAAAUUGCUUGAAAUGUCAAAGAUUCAAUGUUUGCUUUUCUUUAAAUUGGCUUCUAAAUUCGAAAUUUCAUUUCCAAUUCGUGGUCGACCCAAUUACAUUUAAAACGCUUGCGUGUUUUUUUUUCAAGUUCGACAUUAACCCGCACAUUCAUGCCAAAUUCCGUGUAUCUGUAAUAUAAUGUCACAUAUAUAUUAUUAUUUUUUGGUUAUCUACCAAUUGGCUGGAAAUUGUAUCCAAUUACGAAAUUUUUCAACGUAUUUUUGUGCCUCAGCCCAUAUAUAUUCUAAGUCACUGAAAACGAAAUUUUUAGUGCAAUAUGUGUGCGUGUCUGUACAAAAAUCCGUUUCGAAAUUCAACGAAACUAUUUUAACUUGAAACUAAAUUUGGUUUAAAUGGGAUCACUUUGUUGUUUCGAAAGAUUCAUUGGUCCCAUUCGAAUCGGUUGCACACACACAUACACACCGUCAACCUUCUCAUUCACUCGUGUGUGCUUCGACAUUUUCCUAUUUCAUUUAUUUCAAUGGUUUAUUGUUGAAAUGAUUUUGAGAUGGGCAAAAUGGACCGGUCCGAUUCAUGCAAAAUUCAAAGAAAGAUACAAAACACAGCUUAUUCUUUAAUCGAACAAAUUUUUUUCGCAAUGAAUUUCAGUUUUUCAUUUUCAUAAAUAUACAAAAUGGUUGACUCUCAAUUCUCAAAAGGGGUCACCGCUUUUUUUUAUCCACUAAAAUCCGUCAAAACAAUUUGGAAUGCAUUGAAUUUACAAGUCAAUCGAAUGAAAGCAUUUUAAAGAAUUGUAGCGUGGCCAGCAUUCAACCAAUUGAACAUUGUGAAGCAUUCAUAGUUUAAUUAUUGCUUGAGCCAUUACUCUUGAUUGUAAAUUAUUCGGAUUUAAACAUUUUUUUAUUUCAUGCGUAUACUAUAAAAUUAAUCAAUUUUAUGUUUAUGUGAUUUGUCUUCGCUAUGAAAUAAACUCUUGAUUUACUUUUAAUUAUUAGCAAACUUUAUUUUAUUUAACAUUAUAGUUUUUGUAGUUUUUAGACCAAUUUCGCACAAAAAUAAAUAAUUA
Messenger RNA from Contarinia nasturtii (swede midge), 7024 nucleotides. Its product is annotated as protein Shroom. The record is from RefSeq and is a predicted model, not a curated record. The transcript has 11 exons. Gene Ontology annotation, cellular component: apical junction complex; cortical actin cytoskeleton; apical plasma membrane. The coding region runs from base 964 to 5469 and encodes 1501 amino acids. Gene Ontology annotation, biological process: actin filament organization. NCBI's taxonomy places the organism in Eukaryota, Metazoa, Arthropoda, Insecta, Diptera, Cecidomyiidae. Gene Ontology annotation, molecular function: actin filament binding.